GAAGUGUGAACACUAGCAAGCUACUGGCGCCAAGACUGAGAUCGCGGCCACAUGACAGCAGCAUCCGUUCUGAGAAGCGGAGGCUCAGUGGGGGAAAUAACGAAGCUAUUAAAAUAAACAUGUUUGUGGCUCGUAGCAUUGCAGCAGAUCACAAAGAUCUAAUCCACGAUGUUUCCUACGAUUUUCACGGCCGGAGAAUGGCAACUUGUUCAAGUGACCAAAGUGUCAAGGUUUGGGACAGUGAAAGUGGGGAGUGGCACUGCACUGCCAGCUGGAAGAACCACAGCGGGUCAGUAUGGAGGGUGACCUGCCACCCUGAGUUUGGACAGGUGCUGGCCUCCUGCUCCUUUGACCGAACAGCCGCUGUGUGGGAAGAGAUAGUUGGGGAAUCUAACGACACAGAGGGGCAGAGCCACUGGAUAAAGAGGACGACUCUGGUGGACAGCAGGACGUCGGUGACGGACGUGAAGUUCGCUCCUAAACACAUGGGUCUGAUGCUGACSACVUGCUCAGCAGACGGSGUGGCGAGGAUCUACGAGGCUCCYGACGUGAUGAACCUCAGCCAGUGGUCCCUGCAGCACGAGAUCUCCUGUAAACUCAGCUGCUCCUGUAUCUCCUGGAACCCCUCCAGGUCACUCUCGCGCCACCCUCCCAUGUUAGCAGUGGGAAGUGAUGACAGCAACGUGAUGUACGGUGGGAAGGUUCAGAUCUACGAGUACAAUGAAAACACUAG
Messenger RNA from Salvelinus sp. IW2-2015, 733 nucleotides. The record is from RefSeq and is a predicted model, not a curated record. NCBI's taxonomy places the organism in Eukaryota, Metazoa, Chordata, Actinopteri, Salmoniformes, Salmonidae.